AUGACGUUGUCAAGGGCUUUGUCGAAAAUUCAAAAGAACCAGAAAGGAAAGAGUGUUGCAGUCCACCCAAAGGGCCGGAAGUUUCAAAAGCUGACAACCGCUACCUUGCGUGAAGACAAAAUCGCUGCGAAAAAACGGCUCCACAACGAACGCAGAAGCCAUGAACUCGGUAGAGUCAAAUUCUUGCAGGAUGUGGUGAACAUGGACACCUUCAAGGACAGAGAAACAUUCACACUCGAGGAAACCCUCAUUUUUGCCAAACAGUACAUUGGUCGUGAUGACGAAGAGUUGAGCGAGCUCAAAAAGAAGAGAAGAUCAAAUAGACCACCCUCCAACAGACAGAUUGCCUUGCAGCAGAGAACAGACACGGAAUUGAAGGAACUGGAAACCGGGUUUCUUGUGCCGGAUCUAACAGAAGCUGCAAACGUGGAGUUUUUGAGAAAGUGGAAUCAAACUUUUGGGUCCAUGACUACUUUGCAGCAAAUCAGGAUUAAUGACAAGGCCGAAAGAGUGAUUGGUGGGAACAAAAGUGCUCAAAAGAGUGCUGCAGAUGUAGAAAUGAAUUAG
Lachancea lanzarotensis is the source of this 567-nucleotide messenger RNA. It is a transcript of the gene TMA16, whose product is annotated as LALA0S01e04214g1_1. The record is from RefSeq and is a predicted model, not a curated record. The coding region runs from base 1 to 567 and encodes 188 amino acids. Lineage: Eukaryota; Fungi; Ascomycota; Saccharomycetes; Saccharomycetales; Saccharomycetaceae. Gene Ontology annotation, cellular component: nucleus. The transcript has a single exon.